GUAUAUUUUUAAUCGUAAACAGAGUCUCGUAAUGCGUGUCGUUAUUUCGUCAUUACUGUGAUGUUAUUACAAUUAUGUUAUGUAUGUGACACACGUCAGUCUGCGCUAGUCGGCCGUGUAGCCGGCAGUUUAAGCACCGACACUUUCCUUAACAUUUAAUCAUGUCGUCAGAUAAGGUGUUCCACUCGCGAUCGCAGGGCAUACCCUCAGAGGGGGUGAAGGAUCAGUACGCCGACGGGAAAGCAGCCAGGGUGUGGAAGAAGUACAUCGGAGACAGCAACCAGAGGACGAAGAACUACCGGGACUUCCUCACAGGCCUGCUCAGGAGACACGGAUGUAAGACGGUGCUGGACGUAGCCUGUGGGACGGGGAUCGACUCCAUGAUGCUGUUGGAUGAGGGCUUCAAGGUAGUCUCCGUGGACGCCUCAGAUAAGAUGCUGAAACACGCGCUGAAAGCUCGCUGGGAGAGACGGAGGGAGCAGAGAUACGAUGAGUGGGUGAUCGAAGAAGCCAACUGGCAGACUUUGCCGCAGGAUGUCGAACAAUUCAUGCCAGGAGUGCAGUUCGAUGCUGUCAUAUGUUUAGGGAACUCGUUCGCACAUUUACUGGACGAGUACGAGGACCAGAGGACACAGAAGAUGUGCUUGAGGAACUUCGCACAAGUACUGAAGCCCGGCGGCCUGUUGUUCAUAGAUCACAGGAAUUAUGACUCCAUGAUCAACAGGGGAGCCACGCCUGGACACUCUAUAUAUUAUAAUUGUAAGUACCCGGUUGACAUCAAGACCUCUGUGUUGGUGGUCCGCGGGAAGCCCGAGCUGGUGGCGCUGGACUACUGCAUCGACGCCAGGGAUGAGGAUCCGAAUGCCGAGAGAAGUGAAUUCCGCUUGUGUUACUACCCUCACGGCCUGGACGCCUUCACCCGUAUGUUAGACGCGGCCUUCGACGGUCGCGCACAGCACAACAUAUACGCCGACUUCCAGCCACUCGACAAGGUGCCCGAGCCCGCCUACUACAUACACGUUAUGCAGAAAAAAUAACAAAAACACAUAUAUGUAGCUACAUAUACAUAACGUAGAUUAAAACUAAUGUGUCAAAUCUUAUGCCAGAGAUACACUACACUUAAAACGCAACAAAAAUAACCGAUAUGAAACAAAUGUGACUGAUGCAUCUCUGGCCUUACAUUACAAUUCUACGAGUGACUUUAAGGCAAAAAUAUAUAUUGUUUUAGAGCCGUAAAUACACGAUUUGUUUAUUACUGAUAAAAAUAUUAAAAAAGAUUUUAUCAAUCAAAUUUAGGUUUUUACAGAGAGAGAUUAGAGUAUUUUGUGGCUACAAUCAUACUCCACGUUAGUUAUAAACUCCAUUUAUAAUUAUAAAUACAAAUUAUUAGUCAUUGUGAUUUAAACUCAAUGUCUUCCUCGAAAUGUUAAACAUUUUAUAGGAUUUUUUUUACUAAAAAAAUAACUUAAUGAAGUUACGAUUAAAUCGGAAUAUUUUGAUGCUCUUCAUUUUAUUUAUGAAUAACAAUACAUUUGUAUGAAUAUUUACAAUUUUAUAUAUACCUAUCUUUAAAUUGAUGUUAAUGUUUGUGCUCAAUGUUUAAACCAAAUAAAAUUUCAAUCCAUGA
This is a messenger RNA of Danaus plexippus (monarch butterfly), 1627 nucleotides long. Its product is annotated as glycine N-methyltransferase. Lineage: Eukaryota; Metazoa; Arthropoda; Insecta; Lepidoptera; Nymphalidae. Gene Ontology annotation, biological process: one-carbon metabolic process; S-adenosylmethionine metabolic process; protein homotetramerization. The coding region runs from base 162 to 1037 and encodes 291 amino acids. Gene Ontology annotation, molecular function: identical protein binding; glycine binding; glycine N-methyltransferase activity. Gene Ontology annotation, cellular component: cytosol. The transcript is spliced from 6 exons. The record is from RefSeq and is a predicted model, not a curated record.